AAGCGGGAGGGGCGCGGCCGGCGCGGGGGAGGCGGCCGGGGACUGGAGGACAUGUUGUCUCCCCGGCGGAAAGGGUGCUGCGGCCGCUCCCCGCCGGCCCCCGAGAAAAGCCAGCGGUCCCCGGCGGCCCGGGAGCCCGGCGGCCCCUCUAUGGAGGAGGGCAGUGGCUUCCGCCUCUCGGCCGAGUGCCUGGACGAGCCGCCCAACAGCCGCGUCUUCGUGGUGCUGGGCAAGGACGCCGGUGAGGCGCUGAUCCGGGAGCGCUUCGCCCCCUUUGGGGACAUCCAGAACAUCUGGCUCCUGCGGGACAAGCGCACCAAUGAGUCCCGCGGCAUCGCCUUCAUCAAGUUCGCCCGCAGCUCGCAGGCCUGCCGGGCCAUGGAGGAGAUGCACGGCCGCAGCCUGGUCCCCGACACCAAGCCCAUAAAGGUAUUUAUUGCACAAUCAAGAGCAUCUGGAAGCCACCGAGAUGUUGAAGAUGAGGAGCUUACACGAAUCUUCGUUAUGAUACCAAAAUCCUAUACAGAGGAAGAUCUGCGAGAGAAGUUUAAGAUGUAUGGAGACAUUGAAUAUUGCAGCAUUAUUAAAAACAAGACUACUGGAGAAAGUAAAGGUUUGGGCUACGUAAGGUAUUUAAAACCAUCGCAAGCUGCCCGAGCAAUUGAAGAGUGUGAUCGAAGCUACAGGGCCAUUUUGGCUGAACCUAAAAAUAAGUCAUCUGAGUCUUUUGAACAUGAUUAUUAUAGUAAUAACAUGAGGCAAGAAUCAAGAGGAAAUACACUUCCAUUUUGUGGGCAGCCGGAAUUUUGCAGUUUUGAAAAAAAUGAGAACAGAAUUCAAGAGUCAGUCUCCAAACGUCUGUCAGUGGUAUCGCGGCUUCCCUUUGUCCAAGAGCAGCUGUUUGCUCUCUUUGAUCUAGUCCCAGGACUGGAAUAUUGUGAUGUUCAGCGAGAUCCUCAUACCAAUAGUGGGUAUGCUGUGAUUCAGUACAGUACUGCUGCGUCAGCUAUAUAUGCCAAGUAUAAAUUGCAUGGUUUUGAGUAUCCUCCUGGAAAUCGAUUAACUGUCAUUUUCCUAGAAGAUGGGAGUGAUAGCUCAGACCUCAUCAGAAAAAUGGCAACACAGCUAGUAACAGCACAUGUGUCGUCAGUGUUGCGGAAUAACAGUGCAAUUGUUCAGCAGUAUAGGACACCUCCUCAGGCAUUUGGAGGAACUUCUGGCUCACAGUUACUUCAGCCCCAAACAGAUGCCAUACUUCCACCACACAAAAAAAAAGUUCCACCUGACACUUCUGUGAAAGAAAGGCUUUUCAUUCUUUUUCAUCCCCAUCCUUUACCUGUAAAUGUACUGGAGGAUGUGUUCUGUCGUUUUGGGCACUUGAUAAAAGUUUACCUUGUGGCUGGAAAGAAUGUGGGCUAUGCAAAAUUUGCAGACAGAGCAAGUGCCAGUGAUGCCAUAACUGCGUUACAUGGCAAGACUGUGAAUGGCGUCAGGCUUAAAGUAAGGUUGGCAGACUCGCCUACAGAAGAAUCCAACAAACGCCAGAGAACUUACUGAGCAGAAACUAAAUAAUGACAUGACCCUCAGCUAGCUGACUGACUGACUGAACACGUGACUAGACAUGGUUCCUGUGGACAGUGACAGCUUUUUUAUUUUAAUUGCUACCUAGUUGGUCUCUCUAUAUAUGGUAUUUUCUGGUUUUGAAAAUGCAGACAUGCAGUUUUGAAAACUAUCUAGGCAUUAAAAAUUGUGAACUGGCGGUGAUUCUUGUGGUAGUCUAUAAUUUUGUAUUACAGAAGUUUCUCGCUUGUGUUUAAUUGAAUUCCUCCUCUAAGGUGGAAAUUACGACGAUGGGGGAAAUAAAGGAGUCAGCAUUU
This is a messenger RNA of Phalacrocorax carbo (great cormorant), 1877 nucleotides long. The record is from RefSeq and is a predicted model, not a curated record. NCBI's taxonomy places the organism in Eukaryota, Metazoa, Chordata, Aves, Suliformes, Phalacrocoracidae.